This is a messenger RNA of Apus apus (common swift), 5994 nucleotides long. RefSeq names its product nuclear transcription factor Y subunit beta (gene NFYB). The transcript is spliced from 7 exons. Gene Ontology annotation, biological process: regulation of transcription by RNA polymerase II. Bases 3602 to 4309 code for a protein of 235 amino acids. NCBI's taxonomy places the organism in Eukaryota, Metazoa, Chordata, Aves, Apodiformes, Apodidae. Gene Ontology annotation, cellular component: nucleus; CCAAT-binding factor complex. The record is from RefSeq and is a predicted model, not a curated record. Gene Ontology annotation, molecular function: DNA-binding transcription activator activity, RNA polymerase II-specific; protein heterodimerization activity; RNA polymerase II cis-regulatory region sequence-specific DNA binding.
UUGAAAAAUAAGAAGAAAUUAAAAUUGUAUUUUUCAUUUAAAAAAACAAUUUCUGUAUUUCUAUGUAGGAGCAGCAAGUGAGGGUGCAGAAAGCUUUAAUAAAGCUUUGUUGUCUCUACUGUUACAUACUGCUUUACAUUUCUUCUGAUAAGGGGUGGUGCAAAAUUAGUUUAUAAUGACUGAUGUGCUUAAUACCCACAGCUUUAGUUACAUCUUCUGUUGUGCUUCUGUGGCAGGGACCUCUGCAUGGAAAGUGUACCAAGUGCUUCAGUUCAUUGCAUUUAAUUUUCUGCUGUUGCUCUUGUGGGGUAGCAAUUUUGGCAGACACCGUGGAUAAAUACCAUGUGAAGUACUUAAAUCACAAGAGGCCCUUGGUUUUGCCUCAAGAGACCGGUUUUGAAAUAAUUGCCAGAUAAAUUCUCCAUUAUGAAGACAAAAGUCUUGUUUUUCUUGCUUCUGUUUUUGCCUUUUAUACUGGUCCAAGUUUCAGAGCCAUCCUCAGUGCUCAUAGGUCUGAGCUUGCAUUCUUCGGUUAUCAGUUAGUUAGGCCAGUAAUACUGCUCUCUUAAGAGAGCUCUUAAGAUUAAACAGGAUGCAAGAUUUACUUUGAGAUACUAAGGUUUUAUUAAUUCAGUAUAGGUGUAUUCUAGGAAUGGUGCAAGUUUUGGGUAGCUGACAGAAACAUGGUUUUUUUUAAGUAUCCUUCAGAAAAUUUUUUUGCCAGAUGUCAGUGUAAACCUUUAUGUGCAUUUACUUGCCUGUUACUGCUGAGUUGGCUUUGCCCUUCAUCUGAAAUGUUUCCCUUUUAAUAUAUUUCUCAGGUUAAUUGCCCUGGACCCAUUAAUUUGUAUAUUGAUAGUAAUAUUCUUUUUCAUUAGGGAUUUAAAAAAACAAACAAAAUACCACCACCAGAAAACUUUGUGCUGCUGCUCUGUGUUCAGAUGCUUUUUGCAGCAUAUCACUGAAUAUUUGGGUUGAGUGUCCUGUACCUACUUGGAUUCUCUCGCUUAUUGUUGAUAAAAAUGAUAUGGUGGUGUGGUCGCUUUAGAGACUGACAUGUUGUCACUUCUUACACACUUGCCUCUAAGUCUUGAUUCAGUCAGUAUGUGUAUGCCUGAAGGAGCUUCAGUAGCUUUUGGGGAGCUUCCUAGCACUGAAGGCUAAGGGUAAAUUACAACAUGCAUCAAGUGCUUCUUGCAGAUGUGUUGAGUGCAGGCUACUAGACCAACAUGCUGGAAGCCCUUCUCUCACGUGCAGUUUGGUAGCCGUGCUGGUGUAGGAGACACUGUCUUGAAUCAAAAGCUAUUGUGAUGUCUGCAUGCUGUACCUGCCAUGCAGAUAGGCUAUACAGGUACUUUUCUUUAACUAAGAAAGCUGUAACAGCUCUAGGGCCUAAAGCAAAGUCUGAGAGGAGAGUUUUUGCCUGUCUGGACCCUUUAGGAUUAGAUCUUCCAGGAUUCUGCUUGUUUAUGAAAUUUAACAUCUAUUUCCAUCCAAAAAAGCAGCUCUUCCUGCCAAAUAUGCCAGUGUAAGAACUGUUGUCGUAUAGUCUCCCAGUCAAUGCAGUUACUGUAGGUAGGGUGUUGUUUCUGUUCUACAUUGGGCAGCUGCCUUUUUAGAAUACCUUGGACACUGAAAGUUUAGUUUGUUUUGUGUUUUUUUUGUUUGCUUCUGUUUUGUUUUGUUGGUUUUUUUUUUAAGGGAGGAUUAAUUAGCAACAGUGUAUUGACAGAGCGUUUUCUCAUUUUCUGACCAUUGUAUUGUGUUGUGUGUAUUGCAGACCUUGUGCUGAGCUGAUGAUCAGAUAUGUGGUGAUUGACUUGAGUUUUGAAUAUCUGAAAUAAAAACCAUAACACUUGAACAUGUAGCUGUGUCCAUUAUGCGAUGACUAGGAUAGCAGUGGCCACAUUUUUCAGCAGGGUCAUGUCUGUUAUCCACCAGGCUUAAAGAAAUUGUAGUAGGUGACUAGAUGCUGUAUUAAUUACAGCUGCUAUAUUCAGAUGCCUAGAUCUAGACUGAGUUAAAUGACAAAACAAAAUCCAUCUGAAAUUCUUUCAUCAAACUUAUUUAGGUGGGAGUAGUGUGAAGAGAUGCAUCUUGUUGUCUUGCCGUGAGAUCGGCCAAGCAGUGGAAGGGCUCCCAGUGUCUGGGCAUGCUCUGUCCAUGAAGAUCUUCAAGAUAUGUCUGGAUAAAGCCCUGGGUGACCUUAUCUGAGCUUGGAGCUGACCCUGCUGUGAGCAGGGGUUGGACUACAGACCUCCCAAGGCCUCUUCGAACCUGAAUUAUCCUGUGAUCCUGGAUUAGGACCUGGUUAUGCUAAGUGUUAUGCAGAAGGGUGUUACACUGACCCUAAUACCCUGUCCCAAGGUCAUCCUGGCAGCUAAAAACCUUUCUUAAAGUAAUACUCACAGAACUUGUUUCAGCUGAUGUUAAGCUGCCAGUGCCCAUUUUCUUUAUCUGAGACAGAUCUGCCUUUUUCAUUUGCAAGCCUUUUCCUGUCAAUUUUGCUAAUCACUGUUUUGGAUUAAUAAUAUUUAUAAGCUUCCACUCAAAUUCUCACUAAUUGUGAAGUAAUACAUAGUGUAAGUAGAUAUGGAAGUGUGCACACAGAAAAGAAUAAAAGCAGAGAUGGUACCUGGAGGAUGCAUUCGUUCAAUGUGGCCAAAACUGUCUACAGGUGCAGCAGAGAUUUAAAAGAGAUUCAAGUAGUAAUUGUAAUUUGAAGGUGUUGCUGGGCUAAUGAAAGCAAGAUGCUUUCUUAAAUAAUACUACUGGGUCUUGGCAAUAAAGAUUGAGCUAGGGUAGCCUGCAGGAUGGGUGAGCAGAAGCAACUGAAUUAAAACAUCACUUCAGAAAUUUGAAUAAUAUUGCAAUUCUGAAAGAAGGAAACAUUUUGAAAGAUAUGUUUCAUAGAAGAUUGAACAAGGAGAGGGGAAGAUACAUCGGGCAUUUAAAAUAGUACUGAGGCUGAGUAAAUGCUUAAAGUUUGUGGAGACCCUAAUUCUGAGUUAAAUUCCAGUAGGCAUGAGAGAGCUGAAACUAAGAACAAGAUUGCCAAAAAAUCCUAACUUAAUUUUGGAGGUAGCUUUUGGGAUUUACCAGACUGCAGAGCAUCAGUUGCUUCAAAUAGCAGAAGGAAAAGUGAGACACAAUUCUCUUAAUGACGGGUGAUGUCAGUUUUGGUGAUCUUUACGUGCUAGAUGGUGAUAUCCUUGCAUUGUCAUUACAGCAAGCUGAGUAAGCAAGCUGCAGACCCUUUGGAAAAUUGAAAAGCAGUGUUAAAUCUCCCAACAAAGAGUCUGAAAAAUGCAGACAAAGCAAAUUUAUGUGAGUUGGCACAUGGAAGGCUAAUGCUUAAAAUGCUACUCUUUGGGCAGAGCUGCUGCGUAAGAAGUGAAACUGUUUUACAAAAGCCCAUCAAAAGGGACCAGCAGUGCUUUAAAAAAAGCUCUGUGUGUAACGUUCUGUACGAUUAAGAGGUGGAAAAGUUUUUUUUUUCUCUUAAACAGCUCCUAAGGCUAAUUCCAGCUGUUUGUAGUAGUGCCUUGAAUGCAGGCAGUGCCCUGGUUACGUGUGCAUCUGUGGCCAAGCGUAGCACCGGAUGUUGCCUAAAAGUUUGAAAGGAAAACCCAGCCCUGUGACCACAGGCGAAGUGCAGAUUAGAGAGAGGUUCAGUUGCUCAUAUUUCUGGAUGGAUGGUGAUAGCUCCACGACGGAUGCUUCUCAGUUAGGAAUUGCUGGAGAUUACAUUGGUGGUAGUCACUAUGUGAUACAGCCUCACGAUGACACAGAGGACAGCAUGAAUGAUCAUGAAGAUACAAAUGGAUCAAAAGAGAGUUUUAGAGAACAAGAUAUAUAUCUUCCAAUUGCAAAUGUGUCAAGGAUAAUGAAAAAUGCCAUACCCCAAACAGGAAAGAUUGCUAAGGACGCAAAGGAAUGUGUGCAAGAGUGUGUAAGUGAAUUCAUCAGCUUUAUAACAUCAGAAGCAAGUGAGAGGUGUCACCAAGAGAAAAGAAAGACCAUCAAUGGAGAGGAUAUUCUUUUUGCCAUGUCUACCUUGGGGUUUGAUAGCUAUGUUGAACCUUUGAAGUUGUACCUCCAGAAAUUCAGAGAGGCAAUGAAAGGAGAAAAGGGAAUUGGGGGAACAGUUACAACUGGAGACGGUCUAAGUGAGGAGCUCACAGAGGAAGCAUUUACUAACCAGUUGCCAGCAGGCUUAAUAACUACAGAUGGCCAACAGCAGAAUGUUAUGGUCUACACGACAUCAUAUCAACAGCUGUCUGGUGUUCAACAAAUUCAGUUCUCAUGAUUUGAAGAAGACUUUGGAUCUGGGAACGUAAGAUGGAAAAGCUGUGCAACUCUAACGAAGAGGCAGUUUUAAUGACUGGUGAAGAGAUUUAUCUCUUUGUAUAUUAAAUAGCUGUAAUGUAGCUACCUGAAGCUUGACUAACUGAGGUGUGAGUUCUGACUCAAAUCUUUUUCAUGAUGAUUUUAAAAACAAAAUUGGAUUUUAAAGGUAUUAAAGUAUUUUUGUUUUGUACAAGAGUUUGUUGCUCUGUAUAACUCCUGUAUGCAUUGUAUAUUGCAAUUUAUUACUGUCAGAGAUUUGUAGACAGUUUCUUAUUUUCAUAUUGAAUCAUGUUACUUUUGUAAUUCAGGUAAACAGCUGGGUUAAUUCAUGUUUACCCUUUGAAUAAAAUUGUAAGGGUAAAGUUCACUUUUGAAUGCAAGUUGCCUUUAUUAUAAAGAUUGAGUUGGUCUUGGUUAUGUAACUUGUCUUGCAUGACAACCUCAACUAACUUUACAUGUCAGCAUAUUUAUUGAAAUUUUGAAAGGGACUUUUUCCUCAUGAAACUAGCAGCUCAGAAGAAUUGCUGCAACAGUUUUGUUGUGUUUUUUUUUAAUGUAACCAGAAUUAAAAGUUAAUCAAAAACAACCAAUGCUCUACUACAUUUAGAGACUUAGAGCUUAUCAACAGUGUUGAUGAAAAGAUGAACUGUGUGCGAUGCAGGUCUUCAUUUCAUUAUUUUAAGUUGCAUUAUCUCUCCUUAGACUUACAUUGAUAUAUUUAAGGUAGUCUUUGUGCUACUGAAAUAACUCUUCCUUUUUAGAUAUGGUUUUUAGAAUCCAAAACUUAGACUUUUGGGGUGUUGGGGGACACGUGGAUUUUAUAGUCCUUGUGGUAAAAGAUCUCAUUUUAACUUUUUACAGAAAUGUUUUAAGGUUUCUUGUGGGACUGUGGGAACUCAACUGUGUUAGUGACUUUCUGUGUACAGGCUGCGUGUGUGAGUGUGUGAAUGACUGAAACUUCAAGAAGUGAUACAAAUCUGAAAUGGAGGACAGACUUCUAUCUUGCUGUCUCUUUCCUGGUUUUGCAAUAAACUCUACCUAUAUAAUGUAGUUCUGUAUAUUUAGUGAGCUGUUCUUAGUAACAUUGCUGGUUCUUUAAAAACUGGGUGGGUAAUUUUGUUAGAUGCAAUGUCUUAGCCUGUUAGGAUGGGGGGGUGGGGUGGUUUUAGUAAUAUAUCUUAUUCAUACUGAAUUUUGGGACCUUUGGUAUUUUUACUGUUUGCAGUGGACUGAAAUGUAAUAUAAUAACUAUCUUUUCAUAUACUUGUCAUUAAUUUAGGAAAACACACCUUGAAUCUGUUACCAUGUAAUUUCUUUCUGGUUUUGUCUUUUUUCUUUUUUUUUUUUUCUUAAAGAAAAAGUAGCAGUUUGAUACUGGGAGAAUACUUUAAAAUAAGACAUCCCAGAAACCUGAAAUAGCUAGUUCUUUGUUAAACAAAACUUUUAUGUAUGUUCAGAUUUAAACAGUGUUUCUUACAAAUCAGCAUCAUGCUGGCAGAGCCUCUGGAGGCAAUCCAGUGUAUUCUGUGGUGAUGGGGGCAGAAGUGCUGGGUUUUGUGGCAGUCUGUCAUUCUUCAGCAGCUAUGACCGAACAAAUGGAGUUUUUCAUUAAAUGUACAAAUGAAUAACACAAUCACUACAUGA